AUGGGAAAGAUCUUGAAAUCUAAGUCUUCUUGGCCGAGGACCGUCGUCAGGAAGUGGCUAAACCUACGUAGCAGUGCUUACGAAUUUCACUCCGAUUACCCAGUCAAAGGGAAAAUGGAGCCGAGGAGGAAAAGCUGCUCCGAUGGUGAUUACUACAUGGUCAUGCCGGAAAAGUUUCCAGGUUGGUUGGGACAAGCAAAUGGGGAUUUAAAACAAUCAACCGGUGAACAACAUCUGACACGCGUUGAUGAUAAACUUGAUCUCAAAAUGUUCGUCGGGACAUGGAACGUGGGAGGGAAGUCGCCACAUGAAGGAUUAGACUUAAAAGAUUGGCUUAAAUCUCCCGCCGAUGCCGAUAUUUACGUGCUAGGGUUUCAAGAAAUCGUGCCGUUAAAUGCCGGAAACGUACUUGGAGCAGAGGACAAUGGCCCUGCGGCUAAGUGGUUGUCUCUUAUCCGAAAAGCCUUGAACGACAACAACAACAACACUAAUUACUUGUCGCAAAAGGACGUCGAACUUCUUAAAAAUCACAGAACCUCCUUUGAACAUAAGAAAUCAUCACAACAGUCCCGUGUCAGCUUCUCAGAUCUCCCCGAUGAAAACACAAUUCCAACCCCUCCUCGAGGCUAUUCCCUCGCGGCGAGUAAACAGAUGGUCGGGAUAUUUCUGUGUGUGUGGGUUAGAGAUGAUCUUCGGAAACGUAUUACCAACCUCAAGGUUUCUUGCGUUGGCCGUGGCAUCAUGGGAUAUCUUGGAAAUAAGGGCUCGAUAUCGAUCAGCAUGUCACUGCAUGAGACGAGUCUAUGCUUUGUUUGCACGCAUCUUACAUCUGGAGAAAAAGAAGGUGACGAGGUCCGAAGGAACUUAGAUGUGACGGAAAUACUAAAGAGAACAAGAUUUUCUCGUUCUUCUAAAGAUUCUCGACCCGAAACAAUAAUGGACCAUGAUAAAGUAAUAUGGCUCGGAGAUCUGAAUUAUCGGCUAAGAGCAAGCAGUGACGUGCAAGAACAGCUUAGGAAUAAUAAUUGGGAAGCACUUCUUGAGAAAGAUCAGCUAAAGAUAGAACAAGAAGCUGGUCGAAUUUUCAAGGGAUGGGAAGAAGGGAAGAUUUAUUUCGCACCGACGUAUAAGUAUCUAAUAAACUCUGAUACUUACGUUGUCCAAACCGAAAAAUCAAAGGAAAAACGAAGAACACCGGCUUGGUGUGAUCGAAUUUUGUGGAAAGGUGACGGGUUGAAACAACUAUGGUACGUGAGAGGAGAGUCGAGAUUCUCGGACCACAGACCGGUUCAAUCUCUAUUUUCGGUUCAUAUUGAUAUAACUCAUAAUCUAUUGAACCGGAAAACUAACCAAAACCAUCGUCCUAACCCGGUCUUGCCUUACACAUGCCACGGGAAAGUCCAGGCUGAGGAGAUCUUGUUGCUCACACGUGCACAAAGUUGUAUAGACACACAACCUAGACGACUUAUAUCAUCUGCUUCUUGA
Molecule: messenger RNA, 1485 nt
Organism: Microthlaspi erraticum
Lineage: Eukaryota; Viridiplantae; Streptophyta; Magnoliopsida; Brassicales; Brassicaceae
Source: the annotation of a GenBank genome assembly